ACCCCAGCACUGCUUGUGUUACUCUGAAAUUAUGCAGCCAUCAUUUGUACCAGUCUUUUGAAUAAGACCAGACAAACUAAACACAUGAUUGCCAAAUACUGAUGGGCAUUCCAGCAAUUCCAGCACUGACAAGGACACAGUGAACCAAGAGAAGUCUUACUGCAUCUGGACUCAUGGAUUCAGAACUUGUCCACUGUUUGAUGAUCCAGUAUUUGAGCUGCUUUGUAGCAUCUGGGUUCGGACUUUUGCUGGAGUUUAACUGCUGAAGGUAAUGGCCACGCCUCCUACUCUGAGAUAAAGCAGCAUUUGAUUCAUCAGAGAGACAUUUCUUCUGUGUCUCUGAUACAGCGAUGGGUCAGUUUGGAGUUAAUCCUCUGUUGCUCAUGUGUGUGCUGUCAGUGAGUUUGAGCUCUCAGGCUGAUUUAACUGUAGAAGCAGAACCUGGUGAUGGUGUCACUCUCUGGUGCCCACACAAGCUGACCCGAUCAGAAUAUAUAUUCUGGUAUAAACAAGGGAACAGUUCUGUACCAGUUCUUCUUGGCUGCAAACAGUUUAUGCCCUCAAGCCAACCAGAAAAGUGUUAUUUCUUCACUGAAAAUGAUCGAAUGGUGAUGAAUGUAAGCACCAAGAACACGUCUCUCAGAAUAAGCACAGUGAAUCAGUCUGAUUCAGGGCUCUAUUACUGCAGCUUCAUGCAGAGUGACCACUUGAUCUUUAGCAGCACAACAGAGCUGCAAAUCAGAGUGAGUCCCGAAACACUUCCUAAGAGCUCAGACGAGGCAGAAGACUGUGCUUGUUGCGAGGUCUUAUUCAAGGUAAUUCUAGUCUUUGGUGCAGUGACUGUUGUUCUGCUCAGUGUCCUGGUCUUCGUCAUAGUGAAGAGCAGAAAAAGAAGCACAGGCGUUACUACUCAAGCUCAAGAAAAUGAGGAGCAAGACAGGGACUCUGUGAACUAUGCUGCUCUACAGUUCUCCAAUAAGAAGAACAAAAAGACAGGAAGACAUGCUGAUAUGAAUGCAGAUCCACAUAUUGUAUACUCUUCUAUCAGACAACAACUUGGCAGACAAUAGCUUUUGGUAGAGAUUUUUUUUUUUUUUUUUUUUUUAGGACUUUUUUCAACUGAUGUUGGAGGAUGUUUCAAGUGAUGUUUCUAAAUGGAAAUAGGUUGGGAACCCAACUGAGAGCAAACAUGAAAUUCUUCUCCAGACUUUAAUGCACAUGUUCAAUGUAUUUGUUUGACAUAUCAGUAAAAAUACAACAUAAAAUAUAGAUUGUGCCAUAACCUUGAUGUUCUGUUUUUCCCUGAUAUAUUAACUUCAUCAAAUAAACAGUCAUUGUGUAUUAA
Pygocentrus nattereri (red-bellied piranha) is the source of this 1345-nucleotide messenger RNA. RefSeq lists its product as uncharacterized. The transcript has 6 exons. Lineage: Eukaryota; Metazoa; Chordata; Actinopteri; Characiformes; Serrasalmidae. The record is from RefSeq and is a predicted model, not a curated record. Gene Ontology annotation, biological process: response to bacterium. Bases 351 to 1070 code for a protein of 239 amino acids.